This is a messenger RNA of Daphnia pulex (common water flea), 1707 nucleotides long. Its product is annotated as SET domain-containing protein SmydA-8-like. Gene Ontology annotation, molecular function: protein binding. The transcript has 4 exons. The record is from RefSeq and is a predicted model, not a curated record. The coding region runs from base 1 to 1575 and encodes 524 amino acids. NCBI's taxonomy places the organism in Eukaryota, Metazoa, Arthropoda, Branchiopoda, Diplostraca, Daphniidae.
AUGACGGAAGAGAAAUGUUUCUGCGGGAAGGAGGCUCACCAGCGCUGUUCCGGAUGCCAGGCCGUCUUCUACUGCUCCAGGGAUCACCAGAAAAGCGAUUGGAAGAAGCACCGAUCCCAUUGCAAGGCCUACCGCAUCGAGCAGACGCUCACUGUUGGACGGCAUUUGAUCGCCUGUCGGGACCUCAAAGCUGGCGAUGUCAUCCUACAAGAGAAACCCAUUGUUAUGGGACCCAAGCACACGGCCGGACAAAUCUGCCUCGGAUGCUAUUCCGGCGUCGACGGGCGGACAAGAUGCUCCCAGUGCGGCUGGCCCAUGUGCGGACGCGAUGAUUGCCACGCUCACGAGUCGGAUCACGCGGCCGAGUGCGGAGUGAUGGCGUCGGGUGGACGACCCAUCGUCGGCAGCCUUCCGGUUCAAGCCUACCAAAGCGUCAUGGUGUUGCGCUGCCUGGCGCUGCGGGAUCAGAAUCCGGAACGGUGGGAGGAGCUGAUGCAGUUGGAGGCUCACGUUCAAGAGCGACGCCAAAAAGGAAUGGAGGACGUGGAUCAAGCCACGGCGGUCCGAUUCAUCCGCGAAACGCUGGGACUCCAAAUCCCGGAAGAGCUGAUCCUACAACUAUGCGGAAUUGUAAUGGUCAACAGCUUCGAACAGCCGCCGAUGAAAGGCAAUUCUCAACACGGAUUGGUGGCCGUCUACUCGACGGCCAGUUUGCUGGAACACGAUUGCGUGGCCAACGCCAUCAAAACCUUCACCAACAAGGGGGAUAUUGUCAUCCGGGCGGCUGUGGGAAUACCUAAAGGAGAGAAAAUAGCACUAUGUUACACGGAGCCGCUAUGGGGAACGAUGAACCGUCAGCGUCACCUUUCGCAAACGAAAUUCUUCCAGUGCGUCUGCGAACGCUGUAAAGAUCCGACUGAGCUGGAUACGUUCACUUCUGGUUUUUAUUGCCAGAAAUGUCCGCAGCAAUCGGCGGGAAUCCUUUUGACAGAAAACCCGCUGGAUGAUGCCAGUGACUGGAUCUGUCGGCAAUGCGGCGCUCGCCAACCGGCCAACUAUGCGGCCGAAAUUAUAGAAAGUGUCGGCAAGGAGAUUGUGGCUUUGAAAAAAGGAUCGGUUAAGGAUUGCGAGGGAUUCUUGCGCAAGUUCUCCAAAGUUCUUCAUCCGAAUCACUUUUACUUGACCGAUGUUAAAAUGGCGCUCUGUCAAAUGUACGGACACCUGGAAGGGCAGAGUCUGAUUGAAAUGAACGACGACACGCUCAACGCCAAAGAAGCUCUGGCUUUAGAACUUUUGAAAGUAGCCGACGCUGUUUCACCAGGGAUGACCCGUUUGAGAGCCAUUUUACUGUAUGAGCUGCAAGCUGUGUUAUCUGUUCGUUGUCGUAAGCUCUGUCUCACUCAAAGUAUUUCAAAGGAAGAACUGCAAGCCAAUGUUAAAGUGGUCCGGAAAAUGCUGCAAGAGUCAUCGACGAUCUUCUCGUGGGAGCCGGAAGAGACGGAUGAAGGUCGAUUAGCCAUCAUUUCCAGCAAGGAACUGAAGGAUGUUGAACUGUUUCUAAAAACCCUUGAUUAGAAUAUGAAUUGGAAAAAGCUAUCAAAAUUCUUUUCUUACCCUGAUCCACGAUAUAAGAAAUAAAUUAGAUUAGUAUGGUAUACAUAUUAAAAAAUUUGAAGUCCAAUAAAUUAUCAGAAAAAUUUUCAGAAA